This is a messenger RNA of Gryllus bimaculatus (two-spotted cricket), 4985 nucleotides long. Lineage: Eukaryota; Metazoa; Arthropoda; Insecta; Orthoptera; Gryllidae. The record is from the annotation of a GenBank genome assembly.
UGGCGUCAUUGAACGGCUGUAACGGGCAGUACUUUGCAAGGAAAGGAGAAUGGAUACUUGUCUAAAAUUAGAGUAAUUUGCAUUUAUAGCCAACGUUGCCAUACUCUUCUACACUGGGACUCAGCCUGUGAUUCAGGAAAACAUGAAAUUUAUUUUUAGAGUUCUUUUUUCUUAAUUACAGUGAUCCUUGUCGUUUAUAUUAUGAAAGAUAGAUGUCGCGCUUCGAUGCGCUAUGUUUUGUUCGUGAUAUGCCGGACAUUCAAAUUCCCGCUGGAGUUGCGAGCCGUCGAUAUGUGUCAUUAAUUUUUAAAAUGAUCCAUGUUUGUUUAAGAUCAACGAGCAAGCGAAAUUUUAUUCAAGAAAAUGUUAGGCAGUUGCGAACCUUACAGAAAUCGUGGAAUAAAAAAGAGAAAAGCACCGAACCACCUCCAAAGCCAAAUAAAUAUCAACAUAUCACAGCUAAAGUUCCUGCACAUAUAACAGCUAGUGCUACUUUAAAACCGAAGGAUUCAUCUGCACACCCAGUCGAAAGGACAAGGAAUGGUACUAUUCCCACUAGGUCAUCCUUUAGUUCAGGUUUAUCAACUGGACAUAGUGGUGGCACUGCCCAAAGUAGAUCAAGUACAAGAUUGUUGUCCAAAGCAAUGCCUGCAAGGAAAUCUCGAAUAUAUCCACUUUCAGCUGGUAAUAAGUCAAAUACACUAGAGAGGGAGAUUCCCAACAAACCUGUGAGUAAUGGUGCUGUAUUUCAUGGAAAAAAAACAAAUUCUGUUUCAAAAAGUUUAUCAGCUGUGUCUCUUUCUGGGUCAGAAGUACCAAAGGAGAGCUCUGACGUGAUGCAUCGUGCUGUGUCUGAAAAUUCCAUAUCUGUUGAGCCUGUUCGAAGUUUGGGAUGUCAGACUGUAGCUCCUGAAGACAAAGACGGCAUAUUCAACGAUGGAGUUAUAAAGUACCCAUCAACUUGCUGUUUGGGUGUCAUACAAACAGAAGCACCGUGCAAAGCUGGACGCCCCCCUACCUGUGAUUCAGCUCAACAGACUGAAAUCUUUUCACGGGUUUCAUCGUGCAUUUCAUCAACUAGCCCCACUCGCCCGAGUACUGUUCCUCUAGAUAAUGCAUCUUCAAGCUCAAAACCACUAUGCAAUAAAGUGUCUCCACCUGCUCAUGAGCGGCUUUUGCAACGUUUUAAAGAUAUGUCUAUUGGUGCUGGAAAGAACCAAGCUUCUGCUGUGAUGAAUUUAAAAAACAACAGUCAAAAGAGGGGCCGAAACAAAGACAGAAUAGCAGAUAUCCUACGAAAUCAGUCUUCAGAAAUUGAUAAACCCCCUUCCCAAGAAUCUCCAAUAUCUGAUCCUGCAUGUCCCAUAGGACAUGUUCCUCUUCCAGAAACUGAAAGACUUGAAACAUUAAGGAUACUACAAAAAAGUUAUGAAGACUAUAUCAGGCAAUUAAAUUCUUUGCCAGUAAAAACUGAUACCUUAAAAAUGAAGUUAAGGAAGAUAGACCUUGAGAAACAACUGAAUAAAUUGGAAGAAGGUAUAAAGGUAUUUUCGAGGCCCAAAGUGUUUAUUAAAAUGGAUGGAUGAAAUGGAAAGAUUUCCUUAUAAAAAAAAUUUGCAUUUAAUUUUUAUUAAAUAGGUGCUAUUGUAUUAUUAAGACAUAGUAUUUUUGUAUGUUGCUGAAAUUUUAUUUCAUUCAAGUCUAACAAAAAUGUUUCUGGUUUCUAGUACAAAGGCUUAUUUAGAAAGAAAAAAAAAGCAUAAUGCAGAACUUUGUUUUCAGGCACAAGACUGAUAGAUAGAAUAUAUAUAUUUUUGCAUUCUAGUGACCUACGCUAAUCAUUUUUUAAAUUUAUUGUUCAAAAUAAAAUAGCUAACAUCAAAAUAGUUCAGGCGUGAGCUUGGUUUGAGUUGUGAAGUCAUGCGUUUUGUGAUGUUAUUAUGGGGACCAUAAAAGUUUUUUCAGUAUUUUUAUUUCUUUGUAAUAUCAGAAGUGUUCAUUUAAAAGGUUUAAUGAUGUAUUAGUGUUUUAAAGAGAUGUACCAUUACCUUGAUGAAAAGACCCUAGGAUCAUGUCUUGUUGUAUGAGUUUCUUUCUAAAUCUUAUGUUUGUUUUCUUAAAUUAGAGAACUUAGUUUACAACUCCACUUAUUGUGAUAUUCAGUUCAUUCUUGUAGUUUAUUAAAAAAUAUAGCCUUAAGACAUAAUUUUGUGUGUGAUCAGUUCCGUCCACAAUCUUGCCCUUACAUUUUCGUAAAUUGGAGGACUUUGUUUGUGACUACACUAAUUGUUAUAUUUAGUAAAUUGUUGUUUGAAAAAAGGGAAAGAGAGAGAACAAUUGACAAUGGACAUGUCCAUCGUUUAUUUGGACAUAGUCACUGAUUAAUACUUCAGUGAAGUGAAUAUUAUAUAUAAAAUAUUUGAAGCUGAAUAAGAGUUAAUAAUAAAAUGAGUCUGGGCAAGAUUGUUGUAAAUCUAUGUAUCAUAAUGUUGUACUGUUUUUCAACACUAUCAAUUAAGUGAUCGAUUUUAAAUGUUAUUUUAUAAAAUAUAUUUAUUUCACUAUAUAUUAGUAAUUUUUUUACAUCCCUUAUUGUGUCCAAUUUAAUGCAUUUUGCUUGUAGUACAGUUUUGAUGUUUGUCAGACAAAUCUUAACUCUUAACCCUGUUCAAUACAUAGAUAAAUAAUUAUGACAGAAUACUCUCCUAAAUAGAACUGUUUACAAAACUGCUAUGUAAAAUGUUUUGGAAUUUUAUUUUUUUAAUUGUUAUUCCCUUGCCGGAUUUGUAAACAUUACAUCAUUGUUAAAAGGCGGUUCAAACGUUACGUGCAAUUUAUGAAACAGAUCGGAAUAUAUAGAAUAGGCGAGGGAGUUUCCUCAUGUGAGGGAGAACUAGAAAAUGGAAUGCUUGGGUAGCAUUUUGACCAGAACUGGAUUUUAAAUUCAAGGAGCCAUAAGCAUGGUCAUUCAAAUAAUAAAUACAAUAUUGAAGUUACUGAAGUAACAAUGUAAAUCAAAAACGUAAUUUUAUCAAAAUAGGUUCUAUGUAAAUGUAUUUUUAAAUCAUUGUCUAUAUUUUUGAGACAAAAAUUCUAUUAGGACAUCAAAUCAUCAGAAUGGAGCAAAGCAGCCAAAUUGAGCACAACAAAGAGAAAAUCUCUCUCCUGAAACUUGGUGCUCCCUUAAAGGAAGGUUUAUUCUUUUCAAUUGAAAUUACCAAUACGUAAUCAUGCAAGUUAGGAAAAUGUGCAUUGCAAAUUCCACUUGUGGAAGCAGACUGAAUUCUGGCUUUCACGAAAGUGCAGUGCAAGAAUUAUUGAAAUAAUUUUUUUAGAGCUUGCAAAAGUGUGUCCCAAAGAUUUAGCUUUUUAAACUUAUACUAAAUACAGCAUGGCUAGUGAGAAUUGCAUAGAGGAAUGCAGGACCAAAUGAAUAAAAGUAAAAGGAAAAAUACAAUUGGUGCAGUUUGUACUGAGGGAAGAUGAAAGCAAUGAGAUACUUUAAAGUUAGUACACAAAUAAGUGUACAAGAAAACUAAUACUGUAUUGCAAUAAAAAUCAUACAUAAACACCUUCUGUAUAAUUACUUAUCUCUACAACUUAACUUGCAUAAACAAUGCAUAACUGUCUUAUAUACAAAUAAUUCAACAAAGCACUUAGUACUACUGGCAAUGUUAUUUGUAUAAGAAUUAUAGUUAUGACUUCAUAUGCUACUCCAAAAUGGAAUAGAAGUAUUUCAAGGCAACAUGCUAAAGGCAAAAUCAUUAUCAACUAGGUAACGAAGAUGUCAAAACGUAUUAUAAUUUCUUUAAAAAUGGACUUUUGAUAACCUAAUUAACUUAUUCAUUCUAAUAAAAGGAUUAUAAACUAACAAUACAUUGAUUUCAUCUUUAACCAUCAAAUUAACAUUUUAUACACUAACAUCAUUAAACUGGACUGUAAGUUACAGUUACAAUAAUUCAUAAAAAUAGAUCUGUUUGAUUGGCACAAGCCAUUUCUGUCCUAGGGUAAAAUUUGAGCCCAUUUCUGGGCACCUAAUAUUAUAAGAGUACUUACAUAAGAUUGUGAUCUUUGGUAACUUGUGAAGCAAUGAAAAGUUCAUUUAAAAUACAGCUUUGUGCAAGUUAAAUGCAUUUGCAACCAACCUUCCCAAUUUAACAUGCAUUGAAAUUGCUGAUGUUUCCUUUGGUGUCUGAUGACUACAAUAAAACAGCGAAAAUCAAAAUGUACUACAUUGUCAAUUAGUAAAUUGGUUUUUGUAAAUCAAGUUGGGAAACGAUGAACAAAUCUAUCUUCAUCGAACAUUAUAGUUUCGUUGCUGACCACUUUAGCUACCCUUUCUUUCCAACCAUCCACGUUAAAUCCAGGAAAGAAAAAAUCUAUCUCACGAGCAGCAGAUGUCUCAGAAUCUGAACCAUGAACAGCAUUACGGGUGUCAGACAGCCCAUGCUCUCCUCUAAUGGUUGCAGGUUGUGUGAAUUGUGCCAUGUACACUUUUGUUGGCCCCAUCAGCUCCCGCCAGCUUUGAAUUGCAUUAUCUUUGGCUAAGAUAUGUACAUGCAAAGGCCCACUGUAAAAUUAACCUCGUAAGACUACAUUCAAUGUAGAAAUGAAUUAAUUUUUAGAGAAUAUCAUCACCUGCUCAUGAGAGUUACUAAUCUAUUGUAAAAGAAUUUUUGUUUAUGUUCUCCAUAAAAUCUCUCUGCAUCUGCUUUGGCCAACAUGACUUCUUUUGUAUUUAAGACGUAAAAGUUAUUGGAUAUUAUUUUUCUCCGGAUGCUGUGCAAAGCAGAAGGCAUUUUCACUGCAUGAGGUUUUAUAAUCGCCAAAGUGAGUUGAAAACAUUUCGUCAUAGCACGCUUGAUACUCAUUUCAAAAUACCAUCCAUUCCAUUUAACCAAAUGGGAGUAACCUAGGCGUAACACAUAUCGUUCUUGAUCUUUCCUGCCGGUAACAUAACCCACGUGUGAACCAGGGUCGGUUCA